AUGUAUGCUGUAGGGAAAUUAAGUAGCUAUAUCAGUCAAGGGGUUUACACUGUUUCAGGCCCUUUUCAUCCAUUUGGUGGCGCUGUUGACAUGGUUGUUGUUCAACAACAAGAUGGUAGCUUGAAAUCAUCUCCUUGGUAUGUUCGAUUUGGGAAAUUUCAAGGGGUUUUGAAAGCAAAAGAGAGAGUUGUUGACAUUAAUGUUAAUGGGGUUGAUGUGGGUUUCAAUAUGUAUUUAGAUCCAAGAGGGGAGGCUUACUUUCUCAGAGAGAUUGAUUCAGAAGAGGAAGUAGUAGAACCAGUUUCAUCACAUUCAGUUUCAUCACAUUCUUCCAUGUGUGAAGAAAUAGAUGGGAAAAACCAUGAAAAGAUCACAGUCAAGUCGAAAAGUAUGAAUUAUGAUUUUGAUGAUUCUAAUUCGGUUGAUGGUAAGGUUUUGGGUAGGAAUAACUCUAAAAGGUCUAGGAUUUUAGGGUUUGUUCUUGGCAGAAGAUCAAUGAAUGAACACAUUUUGUCAAAGGAAGAAAUUGAUUCAAAUGUUGGUAGAAUGACAAUGGAGGGUGAGAUUGCAGCCGAUUUGUUGGAGAUGAAUUGGUCAACCAAUUUUUCAUCAAGAAGUAACAUGAACGAAUGUAAUAAAGAAUCAAGAAAAGAUAAUGGGGAAAUGGAAAUCACUGGUGGAAGAUUGGAAGGGAGUUUGGUUUUACAUGAACAACACUUUGUAAAUAAGCCAGACACUUCCAUUGUUGAUAAAGAGGUUCAAGAAGAACAAAGUGUUUCUAAAGAGUGUUCAAGAACUCGAUUGGAUGAUGAAAAUGGUGCAGAAAUGGAUUUAAUAAAUGGUGAAGGGCCUUUAAAGAUUGUGACAAAAGUUGCAUCUAAUGAAGAAGGAGAUGCUUCUGUAGUUGUUUCAUGUAGUACAUUUGAAGUAAAAGAAUCAAAUGAAAAUUUUCCACCAUUGGAAUCCGAAUUCCAAGAUGUUAAUGGUGAUUCCAUUGUAAUCCAAGAAGUAUCUGAACAAAUUGUGGAAGAACAGUUUAUCUUUAGUGAUGUUGAAGAUUCAAAACCGAGUUUCAACAACACCGAGCUAAAAGUCAAUCCACCACCAGUCAAAAUCCAUCAAGAACAAUCGAAAAGUGAGAUUAAAGAAGCCAAGGGGAAUAUUAGAAGAUCAUCGAAUUGGGAUUUGGUUAGGGAAGAUGCUUCAAGGAUCAUAAAAGCAAAUUUAGAGAAAGAGUUAUCACAAAAUCCAGACACGUUGACAAAGGAUCUUAAAGAUGGUGGAAUUGCAAAUGGUGGUGAUGGUGGUGGUGGAAGUUGGAGUCUAUGGCCAUUUAGAAGAAUGGGAAGUAGAAACGUUUCUCCAAAAGAACAAAUCACUAAAAAAGAUUCAGAUAUUGACAUUAUACCUGAUUCAGAAGCAUCUACACCAAGUUCAAAUAAGCAUACAAGAUCACUUACUCCAACAUCUGAGCAACUAGCUUCUUUGAAUUUGUCAGAAGGGAAGAACACAGUAACCUUCACAUUUUCAACAUCAGUGUUAGGGCCUCAAAAGGUAGAUGCUAGCAUUUAUUUGUGGAGGUGGGAUACUCGUAUUGUCAUCUCAGAUGUUGAUGGAACAAUUACAAAAUCCGAUGUUCUUGGACAAUUCAUGCCCUUGGUUGGAAGAGAUUGGUCUCAUAUUGGUGUGACACAUCUUUUUUCAGGGAUUAAGGAAAAUGGAUAUCAAAUGCUUUAUUUAAGUGCUCGAGCAAUUUCUCAAGCAUCAAUCACCAGACAAUUCUUGUUCAACCUAAAGCAGGAUGGAAAGGCUUUGCCAGAUGGGCCUGUUGUUAUUUCUCCUGAUGGACUUUUUCCUUCUCUUUUUCGUGAAGUUAUAAGAAGAGCUCCACACGAAUUCAAAAUUGCUUGCUUGGAGGAUAUCAAGGCAUGUUUUCCAUCUGAUAGGAAUCCAUUCUAUGCUGGCUUUGGAAAUCGAGACACAGAUGAAUUUAGUUAUGUCAAAGUUGGAAUACCAAAGGGAAAAAUCUUCAUAAUCAAUCCUAAGGGAGAAGUUGUAGUGAACCGAUGCAUCGACUCAAAAUCAUAUGCUUCACUUCAUGCUCUUGUCAAUGGCAUUUUCCCUCCAAUAUCUGUGCAUGAAGAGGAGGAUUAUAACUCAUGGAACUUCUGGAAACUUCCACCUCCAAACAUGGAGUGAGUUGAGAUAAAGACAUGUAAUUAAACACUUCCUUUUUCCACUUCACUAGAAUCAUACACAAAUAGAAUCAUUCAAAGUAGAAACACAUUGAACCCAAAAUUGUCACCACUAUUGAAAAAUUUUUUUUUUUUUUUUUUUUUUCGUGUAGGCAGACAUUGGAAUUAUUUUCAUUUAUAUAAAUUCAAAACACAAAUCACAUAUAUGUUUCACAACUCUUUAUUUACAAAAAAAAAAGAAAAAAGAAAAGUAAAGAGAUUGUUUUCAAGUGCAUCAUCAUCAUGCAUGGGUCAUUUAGUCAUUUUGGUACCCAAUUCCUUAUGUGCAAACUGGAUUAGAUUCUUUCAGUUUCAAACCUCAUCACACAUCUCUUAAAUUCUUUGAUUGUGAGUUGUAGUUUGAUUUCUUGAAAGAACAGAUGAUGAGAUGAGAGAUGUGAAGGAGUUGCUGCAAAUUUGUAGUAAGAAUGUGUAAGAUAAUGGAAUUCUUGAUAUAUGUUAAACUAUUCUUGUACCUUGUUUCUUUUUCUUUGCAACCAUUAAAUCUUUUAAUGGCUGAAAAGCUUGAGCUUUGAAAAGGUUUAAAGGAAGAAGGCAGUGUGUGCAUUAAGCUUUUUAGGCAGGAUCUAUCUAGGCAUAUAUGAUUAUAUAUCACACACGUGUGGG
Lactuca virosa is the source of this 2861-nucleotide messenger RNA. The record is from the annotation of a GenBank genome assembly. NCBI's taxonomy places the organism in Eukaryota, Viridiplantae, Streptophyta, Magnoliopsida, Asterales, Asteraceae.